Molecule: messenger RNA, 1642 nt
Organism: Paramacrobiotus metropolitanus
Lineage: Eukaryota; Metazoa; Tardigrada; Eutardigrada; Parachela; Macrobiotidae
Product: muscarinic acetylcholine receptor M4-like
Exons: 2
Coding region: 479-1543 (354 amino acids)
Biological process (GO): G protein-coupled receptor signaling pathway
Cellular component (GO): membrane
Molecular function (GO): G protein-coupled receptor activity
Source: RefSeq, a predicted model, not a curated record
CUGUGGAUGCCGGGGAAACGUCGGUCUUACCGGUCAACGUAGCGUAGCGCAUGGAUAUGAGUUAAUGACCUUACUAUUUAGUGAGGUUCUGCUAUGAUGCUGUGGGCAUUUGUCGGUGCAUUUUCCGAAAGUCGCCGGUGCCACUGUCUCUGGAAUGAGAUAAUAAUCAUUCUGUGUGAUGUGGUCUUUAUUACGAUGAUAAUACAGUUGCCGCUCUGCUAAUUGCGGUAUGCGGAAAUACUCUUAGAGAAACAUUUUCCGUUGUAUGUUUUUUCGAACCAUAUUCGGUGUUAUGUAUACGCAUAUGUACACACACUGAAUUCGAACGUUUGUCGAAAGCGACAACCGGGGCCGAUCCGCUUUUUAUUAUUGCCAUUUACAUGAAACUACAUUACAUAUCACGGAUCAAAUGCUUUCCGCUAAGCCCCAUGUGCAAGUCCCAUUGAUGUGAUAACGAAAUUUGCCUUUAACGACCCAAAUGUCAGAUCCAGACUUUUCUUGGCAUGGCGCCAAUGCAUCCCUUACUAUGCCCGUGGAUCAAACGGCAGGCCCAUGGCUGCAGCCGUCGAUCGUUUUGUGUCUAUUGGCAAUACUACUGCUGGCGUCAUCACUGAUAGCCAACAUCCUAAUUACAAUAUCCAUUCUCUGUUUUCCCAAAUUGCGUACCAAUUUCAAUUUUUAUUUAUUGAAUAUUGCCGUAUCGGAUAUUAUUUUCUCGGUCUCCUCCCUGGGUAAUUUCUGUCCCUUAACGUAUUACGGAUAUUAUCCCUUCUCAUCGGGAGCAUGUACUGCGUGGCUGUAUUCUGAGUUCAUGUUCAGUGCCAUGACCGAAUGGACUAUGGCCAUGGUGGCUCUCGAUCGCCUCGUGUGCAUUAGUUGGCCCAUGUUCUACCGGAAAUAUCAGUCAUCCAAGUAUUCUGUGAUCAUUAUAGCAAUGGUGUGGAUCUGGCUGCAUCUGCUCAUACUUCCGUCGAUUUUGCUGGAUCGUGCGACAUUGCCCGAUGAUGCCGCAUCGGAACGAUGUAGUAUUGAUUAUCAUGCGCAUCCGGGAUGGCUAAUCACGUGUGUUAUAUUAGUUUUUUGGUUGCCCGAGACCGUUACAAUCACCGCUUAUAUCCGCAUUGCAUUAAAAAUGCGGUCAAGGAAGAAAUUUGUGGACACUCCCAGUUCAAAUAGUCUAGACUCAGACUUCCGGCAAGGAAAGAAUGAGGAGCAGCCUUUACGGUUGGAAGGAAUUGCUAAAUCACAGACCAAUUACGCUGUCGAUACCUUGUCAACGUCCAUGAGACAGAGAAGGCCGAACAAAGACCGAAAAGCUUUCCGGUUAUUAUCGGCCCUCGUGCUGUCGGUGAUUGUAUUCUGUCUCCCAGCGGAUAUUUACUAUUUCGUGGCGGCGCUAGAUUCUAAAUGGGCGACACACGUAUUCUACCAACUGGCAACAUUUUCCACUUUUAUACAUUGUUUUUUGAAUCCUUUACUCUAUCAUGCCUACUCUGAAGAUAUGCGAAACGCUGUUAAGAGUCUUUUUCAUCGUUCAUCUUAACUCUUUUAUACAAAUGUUCGGCAUUUUCUCUAAGAUGAGAUAAUAUCUGUCACCCAUUUUUGUAAUGAUACACUUGGUGGUAAAAAUCACCAAAAAUUA